Messenger RNA from Eriocheir sinensis (Chinese mitten crab), 2776 nucleotides. RefSeq names its product IQ and AAA domain-containing protein 1-like. Gene Ontology annotation, molecular function: protein binding; ATP hydrolysis activity; ATP binding. The transcript is spliced from 19 exons. NCBI's taxonomy places the organism in Eukaryota, Metazoa, Arthropoda, Malacostraca, Decapoda, Varunidae. The coding region runs from base 17 to 2473 and encodes 818 amino acids. The record is from RefSeq and is a predicted model, not a curated record.
GCUUCCCUCGCGCGGCAUGUCUUUCAGGACGUACAAUGAGCUGUGGGCCAAGACGCAGGAGGACCUCAUCAUUGUCCUGGAGAAGGAUCAUGCCCUCCAGGGGACCUUCCACCCCGAACAACGAAGCGAGGUGAGCUCCCGUGUGCGGUGCGUGUACGUCCAGUACCUGAGCGUGGCGCGGCGCCUCAACACCUGCCAUGACCUGCUGCUGCACGCCCAGCGCCGCCAGCUGCUGCGCCAGAUGCUCAAUAGCACACUCGGGAGGAUAGUGGAGCUCAAGCAUGAGCUGGUGGGGCUGGAGCUGACAGACACUGUGCAUUGUGAUGAUGUGAUGGUGGAGCUGAACCUGUCCCCAGAGGACUUGCUGGUGCCUGUGCCUGCCUACGUCAGGAGGGACCGCCUCCCCAUCAUUCAGGAGAGGAAUGCCCUGAUUGAUGACUGCUUGCGUCGGGCGGGGCUGGAGGCUGUGUCUGAGGAUGAGGCCUUGCCCCUGAGUGUGCCGGAGGCUAUCCUGCUGCUGCAGCGCCAUGAGCGAGCAAAGCAGGGCCGGGCCAGGGCCGACCACCGCAGAGACAUGCUGGCAAGGCAGGAGCGUGACCGAGGGCGAGGCCGGCAACAGCUGUCCAUGGAGGCGGCAGUGGUGCGGCUGCAGGCGGUGACCCGAGGUAUGCUGGCCAGGCGACGCGUGCGGCAGAUGCGCUUCAACGAGGAGCUCUUCUUGGGGCUGAGGCCAGACCCCACCCUGGACCGCAGCUGGGGGGCCAAGCUGCGCAAGGUGGAGUUGGCGCGGUACAAGGUGCAGGAGGAGAGGGAGAGGGAGCUGGAGGACACGGAGAAGCGCAUCCAGACCAGGAUCCUGUACGAGGAGGGCACCCACCUCCUCACUUCCAUGGAAGACAAGAUCAGGGAGUGGGUCUUCCAGAAAAAGAAUGAGACAGGCAAGUUUCCUGACCUGCCUGAGGAAGAAGAAGGCGGGUCCUCUGCCAUCGUGGGUCUGGUGCCGCCCGACGAGGAUGCCACCAGCGAGGAUGCACGCUCCCUGGCCGAGAAGAAGAGUGAGCGAGAGAGGGUGAGGGAGCAGGCCAAGCAGAAGAAGAAGAAGGAGGAGGAGGAGCGUUCGAUCUGCCUGCGACCUUCCAGCUACGUGGCAUCUCUGCAGACAGCCUGUGACCAGUACCAAGACGUGUGGGCAAUGAGACAGCCAGAGGAGAACCCGGAGGAAAGAGCGGAAGAGGACAUGAUUGAGGCGGAGCAGCGGGCACGAGUGGAGGUGGAGAUACGACGGCAAGUGGAUUACCUCAUGAGACAAGAGAUUCAGAGGCUCAAGGAGGAUGUGGAAGGAGAGAAGAGAGGUGCCAAGAAGAAGAAGAGGGUUAAGAAGGGCGGCAAGAAGGGAAGGAAGAGGAAGGAGAAGGACCUCACGCCUGACAGAACCACCGAGUCGCUCUUUGAAGAACUGGUGCUGAAUGGAAUCAUCAAGAAGGUGCCGGAGGGGAGGCUGCAAGACCUGCUGGGAGAUGUCAACCUGGUGGGGACGGAGGUGCUGGCCAAGACCAAGUAUCCCCAGCCAGACCUCGGGGACAUCAAGAACUCCCUCAUAGAGUACAUCGUCUUGCCCCUCGGUGUGGAUGAGGUGCAUGAGGGGACCACGCUGGUGAAGAGUGUGCUGGUGGUGGGGCCGCGGGGCUGUGGCAAGACUCAGCUGGUGCAGGCCGUGGCAUACGAGGCAGGGGCCACCUUCAUGGACCUGACGGCCACCAACAUAGUGGGCCGCUACCCAGGCAGGGCUGGACUCAACAUGCUCACUCACCUUGUCAUGAAGGUUGGACGUCUGCUGCAGCCAACACUGGUGAUGGUGGACUGUGCCGACAAGAUGUUCAUGAAGAAGGUGCCGAAGACAGACAAGUCAGACCCUCGGCGCCUCAAGAAGGAGAUGCCGAAGAUGUUGAAGAGCAUCGCAUCAGAGGACCGGAUCGUGUUUGUGGGCAUCACCAACUCGCCCUGGAACUGUGAUGUCAAGUCGCUGUCGUCGGUGUACCAGAAGAUCCUGAUGGUGCCUCGACCAACCUUCAGUGCCCGUGCCCAUCUCUGGCGAAACCUCCUCACCAUGAAUGGAGCCAAGAUAACCCACAGAAUGGACAUCAGUGGCCUGGCUCGCAUCAGUGACGGCUACACAUCGGGUCACAUCUGCAGCGUGGUCAGCCAGGUGGUGACUGAGCAACGACUCGCCAAGCAGAACAAAAACCCGCUGACUGCCGAGGAGUUUGUGGUGCCCCUGAGCAAGCUGGAGCCCAUCUACAGAGAGGAGGAAGAGGCGAUGAAGGCUUGGUUCCAGCGCACAGCCCUCAUGAGGAAGCGAGCGCGCCUGCUGGAGGAGGAGGCGGAGGCGCAGGGACUCAAGGGCAAGGCUGCCAAGAAGAGUGAGGUCAAGAAGCCGAAGGGGAAGAAGGGCAAGAAGAAGAAAAAGAAAUAGUGAGGCUGCCGGCACGUGACAGAGUGUGUUGUGUGUUCCAUUAAGGUGCUAGUAAUGUCUGGGGAUGAUGAUGAUGAUGCUGUUGCUGUGUAUAUGUAGUACAUUUUAAUACUAACUGAAACUAGCUUUGUAAAUGGCACUUAUUGUAAUGUAAUUUGAGAUUUUUUAUGGUUACUAAACUUUUUAACACCAAGUAGACAAGCAUGAUCCUUACUAACUUAGAUGCUUGAGUGGUAACAAGAGAUACAUAUUUUGUACUUGUUCAGUAUGUGGAAUUAUACUAACAAUAAAAGAGUACCAGUA